AUUUAAACCUUCCGGACAGAUGCUUUAAUGGAGGGACCUAAAUUGUCGCCCACCACCCAUUUGGAAUUACUCGUUUUGCUCAUAAUAAUUGCGUUUUUAACCCCCUCUUUAAUUAAUCCCACACCCAGAGAGAGAGCGAUGAGAGUCCCUCUCUCCUCACCUUCACCUUCUAAAUUUGGGUCCUAUUCCCUUCCACCCGGUUCUCCUCCGUUUCAUCUUUAGUCAUGGCCGAAGACUAGAGGUUCUGCUCUCUCAUCUCCUUUCGUUUCUGAUCGGGUGUCCUGUUUUGGUUUCUCUUUGCGGCAAAAAUUUGUCUGAGAAGCAAAAAGUUUUGUUGGUUUCUGUAUAUUCUUGGUUUACUUCUCCUGUUUCUGCAUCUUCCUUGCUUGUGUUGGGUUUUCCAAUUGUGGGUAGUUUUGCUUUUGUGGAAUUUUUGAUCCUCUUCUGUGUUUGGUUUGAGUAAUCUGAAUAUUAGGUGGAUUCUUUGUUUUCUGAAGCGUGGAGCAAGUUGGGAGGGUUGCCUUUUUUGGGGGGGUGUGGCCUGCGUUUGUCUUCAGGUGUUUUUGCAGGGAUGACUUUCUGGUCUCUGUGAGGAGUUAAGCUUUGGGCGUUUGGGAUUGUUGGGAAUUUGAAGAUCAUUUGGUUUGUGUGAUUCGGAUAGAGGAUAAGGAACAGAGAACUGAGGGGAGAGGUAUUCACUUUUUUGUUUUUUUUUUUUUUUUGGGAGAUCGGGCUCUUCGGAUAGUUGGUUCUGUUGCUUGAGAAAUUGGUACGAGGGUCUUUUUGCAUCGAUGGAGGAAGAUGGUGUGCGAAAUUUCUCGAUGGCAUCGCUUUCUGGCUCGAUGAAGCGGCCUUCUGGCUCGACGAAGCGGCCCUCUGGUUCGAGUGUUCGCGGUAGGGCAGAGGGUAAGCCCAACCGUUGUCUGAGUCCUGAUGUUGGUAGCGAGAAUUCUGCGUUGGGCUGUCUGAGUAGCGGGACCAUGCCGGCUUUGGAAAGAGGAGUGAAUUCGGAGAUGGGUAUUAAGGAUGGGAUUAAAAUGAGCAGGGUUGACUGGAUCGAGUUGGGAAGAAGGUUUCAGAAUGCCGUUAGCUCUCACGAUUGGCUUCUAGCAGAGAGACUGAUCCCGUGCGCCGACAGGCAGCGGCUGAAUGAUGCAUUGUGUAUUGCAUUAGAUUCGAUUUGGUUCCUUCAGACAGAAUCUGAUUUGGAGGGUGUCACCGGAUUGAUUCACGAGCUCAUCUCUUGUGGGGCUAAUGACUUCACUCGGGCUGUUCUUAGAACUUCAUUUCUUGCCUCUUGCGUAUCCGUGUGCAGAUCGCGUGUGAUGAGCUUGACAGACACGGUCAAUGUUAUGGCCCAGAGGCUGGGCGAACGUCUUGAAGAAUGUAAUAGUGAUGAGAUUUUGAAAGCUGAAAGUGCUGCCAAAGUUCAGAAAUUCACAGAAUGGGCUCUGAAAUGUAUUAGCUUCCAUUCCCGCAAUUGUGGAAACAAAAACAGAUUACAACAUGGAUCAGCUAUUGAAAUUCAGCUGCAGCUGUCAGCGUUCAAAUCAUUUUUAGAUAUGGCUGGCGAUCAACUGACAGGAAAAGAUUUUGCUGAGGCCUUUGAUGCUGCAUGCUUUCCCCUUACUCUUUUCUCUAGUGCUAUUGAUCCAUGUUGGGCUUCUGGAGUUGCAUCAAGAGCUAUGCACGAGUUGCUUGGAUUGUUAGUGGAAUGGGGUGCAGAUAAUGUCAACCAGUGUUUCCUUGAAGCAUCUCGUUUUGGAAGUACUGAGCUUGUUCGCAUUCUGUUACAGAUAGCUCAGCAGAAUAGCCUGGAUAUCGAUGUAGACCUUGCUUUGGGAUUUGCAUCUCAUUUCUGCAAGAUGAGCACAAUGGAAUGUUUGGUAGAGGAGGGGCAUGCCUCUGCAUUCUUGGGGCCUCUAAUGAGAGCAGCAGAAAGAGGAUGCAUGCAGGUUGUUAGUUGGUUUGUUGAAAAAGGUUGCCGAGAUAUGGAGCUUUGUCUUGCCCUCACUGCUGCUACAUCCAGCUGCCAAAUAGAAGUUGCUGACUAUCUACUGCAGCAUGUUCCUCAUAAUAUGUUGUCCACUCUUGGCAUAGAGAUCAUAAAGGCAGCUGGAGAACGCAGCUGCAACUCUUUAGCAGGUGUGGCAUUUCUCAUGCAAUCUAAUUUCUUGAAGACUGCUGAGGCAACAUAUGAAGUGGCAGACCGCAUUGUCAGAUCUGAUGAUGAGGGUGUUACACCCGAGUUGAGAACUUUUCUGUCCAAAAUGUGGACCAAGGAUGCAUAUCAUCAGGGCAGGAAAUUUGCUGAAGAUCACUAUUUGAAUGUUGCGAGGAUUAUCAUGAAGGGGACAUCACCAGUUCGGCUUCUGCAGUUGCCUUUGGAACUCCAGGUGGGUAUUGCGUAUUAUCCACUCUACAGUGAAUGUAUAGAAGUUCGAGGGCAGCUGCUGCCACAGUGGUUGAGGGGUCAGCUUGUGGAGGCUGUGUGGAGGCUUGGGAAUGGAAGCAUCGAUGAGAUCACUAGCCGCUCAAAACAGGAUUUGGUUGCGAAUCUGGAGCGACAUUUGCCGUCAUUCUUGAUUCGCACUGGUUCAUCUGCACUGAUGUAAAUUUUGCUGGUUGAUGAAACCAUUCUCUAUUGCAGACCCCCCUUCCCCCCUGCUUAUCUGGAGCUUUCUCUCUCUCCCCAUUGUUCGGCAGGGUGGCCACGAGCUUGAGUAUAUCUUGUGAAAGCUCGCUCAAUCUCUAGGGCACAGGCCAAGGCUUGCUAGGUAUUCAGCAACCCCUUUUCCUUUUGGUUUGGCUCUAUGUAUGGGUGGUGAGUUUACCCGAGAAUUAUUUUCCAUCAAACGGAGGGAAAAUGCUAGACGAUCUUUAGAUGUAUUUAUGUUUAGCAAUCAUAAAUAAUGAAUAAAUGAAUAGUUUGGAUA
Molecule: messenger RNA, 2936 nt
Organism: Nymphaea colorata (pocket water lily)
Lineage: Eukaryota; Viridiplantae; Streptophyta; Magnoliopsida; Nymphaeales; Nymphaeaceae
Product: ankyrin repeat protein SKIP35-like
Exons: 4
Coding region: 792-2615 (607 amino acids)
Source: RefSeq, a predicted model, not a curated record